Acanthaster planci (crown-of-thorns starfish) is the source of this 1932-nucleotide messenger RNA. It is a transcript of the gene srd5a1, whose product is annotated as steroid 5 alpha-reductase 1. Gene Ontology annotation, biological process: steroid biosynthetic process. The record is from RefSeq and is a predicted model, not a curated record. Gene Ontology annotation, cellular component: membrane. Gene Ontology annotation, molecular function: 3-oxo-5-alpha-steroid 4-dehydrogenase activity. NCBI's taxonomy places the organism in Eukaryota, Metazoa, Echinodermata, Asteroidea, Valvatida, Acanthasteridae.
ACAGCUUUAAAGUCAGGUGAUAAAAAAACAGUUGAAGCCUGAACGGAGCCGAAGUUGAAAUUGGAAAACGGCCUAUAGCCCAUGUUGCACAACACGCAUACAUUGUACGACCAGCGCACGUACAUGUGCAUGUAUCAACUGCUGGAGAGGACUCGGAUAUUUCCGCCACGAAUUUUAUUUGGACCAAAAUGAGUACUCCUGCAGGAGACCCUGUAUCACUCCCCCUCACACAAACCCUGACAGAUAUGCUGGGUAUGAAGGAAGAGGAGUUUCUGGACAAGGUGGCAUACUGCUUUAUAUUUCUGGGUGCGUUCGUGAGUGUAAUUUUGCAAUUCGUAGGCGCCCCGUACGGUCGAUAUGUUGACUCUCGUUUUGGCUGUUUCAUUCCGGGGAAAGUUGCGUGGUUUGUCCAGGAGAUUCCAAGCUUUCUUUUGCCCACCAUUUUGCUGAUCGCGAGUGGAGGAGAACAAGGCUUUGUCAACAAUGUUCUCAUCAGUCUGAUGAUUUUCCACUACUUCCAGAGAACUUUUGUCUUCACCUUUCUGAUUCGUGGUGGCAAGCCAACAACGCUACUUGCUUUCCUCCUAGCAUUUUUCUUUUGUGUCACUAAUGGUUAUCUACAAGGUCAAUACCUAACACACUAUGCUGUCUACCCUCAGAGCUGGUCAAGGGAUCCUAGAUUUAUCAUUGGUGUGUUUCUCUUCUUUUCUGGAAUGGCCAUCAACAUCCACUCAGACUCCAUCCUCAGAAACCUCAGAAAACCAGGAGAAACAGGCUACAAGAUACCACAUGGUGGAAUGUUUGAGUAUGUCUCAGGGGCUAACUUCUUUGGUGAGGCGGUAGAAUGGAGUGGAUUUGCCAUCGCUUGCUGGUCACUGCCAGGGUUGGCAUUUGCUAUCUUCACUGCAUGCAACAUUGGACCGAGAGCUUAUCGACACCAUUGGUACUACAAGCAGAAGUUUGAAGACUACCCCAAGUCAAGGAAAGCAUUUAUCCCUUUCCUACUUUGAAGGGAAGAAAAAGUGGUUGAUCACUCAGGUUCAACAGUCAAAAUGAAUUGCUAAAUUGGACUGAAUCUCAGUGACUGUCAGUUAUUGUUUUUUUUGUAAGAUUAUUGAAGUAUUGGAUAGAUAGACUGGUUCCAGUUGAAGUGAGCUAUUGUUCGUUCAAUUAUGUGCCAAGUUUGUAUGCACAUGUAUAAUCAGAACGAAAUGCCGUGAAGUCUAAUACGUCAACGUGAAUAUUGAGUGCAAUGGCUUCAAAUCUUUUUUUUUCUGGCAGGGAGCUUUGGAACAGAAAUGCAUUUGAGCGUUGUAAGAAUUUUCUACUUUCAAUUUUCACUGUUGAUUCAAAAUUCCAUCCAACCAUGUCAGCUGUAAAGCCUCUGAAAUGAAACUGUGGAAUUAAGCAGUACUUUCAUCAAAUUUAUAUAUAUUUGAAAGGAGACCACCACAAGCUGUAAAAUUGGGUAUUUCUCUAAUCAAGCUGGUAUACAGAGUGUAGAAUUUGUUUCCAUACCUGAUUUUUUUCACAAAUCAUCCAGCCCCAUGUACACAAAUGCAGAGCAAGAGUCUGUCUAGAUGUCAAGUAGAUGAACUGGAAACUUUGAACAAUGUAAUCUUGCAAAUGAGAAACAAAAUUACCAAUUUGGAAAAACUGACUGAUUUUUGUACUUCAUAGUACUUGAGAGAUAAGCCGACUCCUUUCCCCAAAUAAUAGAAGACAGUGAUUGUUGGAACACUGAAUGCCAAAAAUGAAAUUCUAGGAUGAAAAGUGCAAUGAAGCAAAAUGAAGAGAAUCAGCAUUUCGAGGCAAUUAAAUUAAAUCAUUUUUAUUAAGUUUUUCCCCUUUAAGGUUUUUUCCCGUUUAAGAUAAAAUGUUUUUAAAUAUUAACAUUUAUCAGUGAUAUGAAUAAAUAACUCAACUCACGAA